GGGCCACUCACAUGCCCCCGAACUCCGCCCCCUGCACCUUUUUUGGGCCAGAACCUGAUACUCAUGAUCAUGUGCGCCACAUGCUGAGCACCAAAGGAGCAGCAGAUUGGGAGCAGUAUAGCAGAGUCCAGCAGACGGCACCAUGACGGCGCUUGAGAGCCACAUGACGUACACCAUCCAUCAUGAGGAGACCUACAUGACCCAAGAGGAGGACUGGGACCGGGACCUGUUGCUUGACCCAGCCUGGGAGAAGCAGCAGAGGAAGACGUUCACAGCCUGGUGCAACUCUCACCUGAGGAAGGCUGGCACGCAGAUUGAGAACAUUGAGGAAGAUUUCAGAAAUGGCCUCAAGCUGAUGUUGCUUUUGGAGGUCAUAUCAGGUGAGAGGCUUCCCAAACCAGACAAAGGCAAGAUGCGCUUUCAUAAGAUCGCCAAUGUGAACAAAGCUCUGGACUUCAUCUGCAGCAAAGGCGUCAAGCUGGUGUCCAUCGGCGCUGAGGAAAUUGUUGAUGGCAACGUAAAGAUGACACUUGGAAUGAUCUGGACCAUCAUCCUACGCUUCGCCAUCCAGGACAUCUCUGUUGAAGAGACAUCUGCUAAGGAGGGUCUGCUGUUGUGGUGUCAGAGGAAAACUGCCCCCUACAGGAACGUCAAUGUGCAGAACUUCCACAUCAGCUGGAAGGACGGCCUGGCUCUGUGCGCCCUCAUUCACAGACACAGACCCGACCUCAUCGACUACUCCAAACUGAGAAAGGACGAUCCCAUUGGGAAUCUCAACACGGCCUUUGAGGUAGCUGAGAAGUUCCUGGACAUCCCAAAAAUGUUGGAUGCUGAAGACAUCGUUAACACGCCCAAACCUGACGAGAAGGCCAUCAUGACUUACGUGUCCUGCUUCUACCACGCCUUUGCCGGCGCCGAGCAGGCUGAGACGGCCGCCAACCGGAUCUGUAAGGUUCUGGCAGUCAAUCAGGAGAAUGAGAAGCUGAUGGAGGAGUAUGAGAAGCUGGCCAGUGAGCUUCUGGAGUGGAUCCGCCGCACCAUCCCCUGGUUGGAGAACCGUGUGGCCGAGCAGACCAUGCGCGCCAUGCAGCAGAAGUUGGAGGACUUCCGCGACUAUCGGCGCGUGCACAAGCCACCCCGUGUGCAGGAGAAGUGUCAGCUGGAGAUCAACUUCAACACCCUGCAGACCAAACUGAGGUUGAGCAACAGGCCCGCCUUCAUGCCCUCCGAGGGCAAGAUGGUGUCGGACAUUGCCAAUGCCUGGAAGGGUCUGGAGCAGGUGGAGAAGGGCUACGAAGAGUGGCUGCUCACGGAGAUCCGCCGCCUGGAGAGACUGGAUCAUCUGGCUGAGAAGUUUAAGCAGAAGUGUGCCAUGCACGAGUCCUGGACUGCAGGUAAGGAGGACCUGUUGUCCCAGAAGGACUAUGAGUCGGCAUCUCUGAUGGAGAUCAGAGCCCUGAUGAGGAAGCAUGAGGCCUUUGAGAGUGACCUCGCCGCUCACCAAGACCGUGUGGAGCAGAUUGCUGCCAUUGCGCAGGAGCUCAAUGAGCUGGACUACCAUGAUGCUGCCACCGUCAACGCCCGCUGUCAGGGUAUCUGUGACCAGUGGGACAACCUGGGCACACUGACCCAGAAGAGGCGGGACGCUCUGGAGCGCGUGGAGAAGCUUUGGGAGACCAUCGACCAGCUCUACCUGGAGUUCGCAAAGAGGGCGGCACCCUUCAACAACUGGAUGGAUGGAGCCAUGGAGGACCUGCAGGACAUGUUCAUCGUUCACAGCAUUGAGGAGAUCCAGAGUCUGAUCACCGCCCACGACCAGUUCAAGGCCACACUGCCAGAGGCCGAUAAGGAGCGCAUGGCCACGCUGGGCAUCCACACAGAGAUCUUGAAGAUUGCUCAGACGUAUGGGAUUAAGCUGUCCGGAAUCAACCCCUACACAAGCCUGACCUCCCAGGACAUCAGCACCAAGUGGGACACGGUUAAACACCUGGUGCCCCUCAGAGACCAAAUGCUGCAGGAGGAGGUGGCCCGACAGCAGGCCAACGAGCGGCUCCGGCGCCAGUUUGCUGCCCAGGCCAACAUCAUCGGACCCUGGAUCCAAACCAAGAUGGAGGAGAUCAGCCACGUAUCUGUGGACAUCGCUGGCUCUCUGGAGGAGCAGAUGAACAGCCUGAAGCAGUACGAGCAGAACAUCAUCAACUACAAGUCUAACAUCGACAAGCUGGAGGGCGAUCACCAGCUGAGCCAGGAGUCUCUUAUCUUUGACAACAAGCACACCAACUACACCAUGGAACAUAUCCGUGUGGGCUGGGAACAGCUGCUCACCACCAUCGCUAGAACCAUCAAUGAGGUGGAGAACCAGAUCCUGACUAGAGACGCGAAGGGCAUCAGCCAGGAGCAGCUAAAUGAGUUCAGAGCAUCCUUCAACCACUUUGACAGAGUGAGGCUUUCACACACGCCCCAAAAUUGUCAGCACCUUCACUACAGCGUGCAAGAACUCCAUUUGUCUUUGCAGAAGAGAAACGGAAUGAUGGACCCAGACGACUUCCGUGCCUGCCUCAUCUCUAUGGGCUACGACCUGGGGGAGGUGGAAUUUGCACGCAUUAUGACCCUGGUGGACCCCAACAACACCAGCGUCGUCACCUUCCAAGCCUUCAUCGACUUCAUGACCCGAGAAACCGCAGAGACUGACACCGCUGAGCAAGUUAUGGCCUCCUUCAAGAUCCUGGCCUCAGACAAGAACUACAUCACGGUGGAAGAGCUUCGCCGCGAGCUUCCGCCCGAGCAGGCCGAGUACUGCAUCAGCCGCAUGACCCGCUACAUUGGACCUGACAGCCCGGCCGGUGCCCUGGACUACAUCUCUUUCUCCAGCGCUCUCUAUGGGGAGAGCGACUUGUAAAGAGCCUCAGUUAGGUGUGGCGACACCCUGCCCUUCAGAAAGGAAUUCAACCUUUGUUGUACUUGUGCAGCUGCAUGUUUACACUUGUGUAGAGCCCCCCCCCCCCCCCCCCCCCAACACACACACACACACAUAUAUACACACACAGUCGAUCUGGAGGAGGGAUGAGAGCAACGAUGUCAUGUUCAUAUGCAAAGCAUUGUGGGUAACUACAGGUGUAAAUAAAGCGGCGUGGGGAAUGAAGAGAAAUGGAGCCUCUUUUUGGAGUCUUAAUGAGCACGAGUGCUAACAAGAUGCAUCAUCGGGAAGGUUGUGACGAUGGUACGUGGGCCUGACGUCAUUGUCAAGCCAGAUGCUGAUGUGUGACCUUCGUCUGUGCUCCUCCUCCUCCUCCGGAAACAAAACUUGAAAUAAAACCUGUCACAUUUUAACCAGCAAAGCACUUUUGGUGUGCGUUCC
Molecule: messenger RNA, 3358 nt
Organism: Dunckerocampus dactyliophorus (ringed pipefish)
Lineage: Eukaryota; Metazoa; Chordata; Actinopteri; Syngnathiformes; Syngnathidae
Gene: actn3b
Product: actinin alpha 3b
Exons: 21
Coding region: 143-2899 (918 amino acids)
Biological process (GO): muscle cell development; actin cytoskeleton organization
Cellular component (GO): cell junction; cell projection; Z disc
Molecular function (GO): calcium ion binding; actin filament binding
Source: RefSeq, a predicted model, not a curated record